Cuculus canorus (common cuckoo) is the source of this 2661-nucleotide messenger RNA. RefSeq names its product tripartite motif containing 50 (gene TRIM50). Gene Ontology annotation, molecular function: zinc ion binding; protein binding. The transcript has 7 exons. The coding region runs from base 334 to 1818 and encodes 494 amino acids. Lineage: Eukaryota; Metazoa; Chordata; Aves; Cuculiformes; Cuculidae. The record is from RefSeq and is a predicted model, not a curated record.
GGGGGUGUGUCACCUCCUCAGAGCAGUAGAGGGGGACAAGAGGUUGCCUGGCCUCUCUUUGGGGAGCAGGGAGAUCUCUGGCAGGGCUGAGACUGCCAGAGGGGAUCAGCUUGGCUCCCUGUCCUGUUGUGGGGCCACCAGUCCCAUCACCUGCCCCGUCCACCCCUCCAAUGGGGUUGAAAUCUUCAGCUUCAUCAGAAGAAGCUGAGUGACAUCCAUCAGAUCCAGUGCACUGGGAUGAGCAGAGCCUGAGCCAGGGCUGGGACGAAGCAGCACAAGGACUGAUGUCCCACCUGUGUUUCCCUGGCCAGGUCUGCACAGGAAGGGGGUGGGAUGGCUCGGAAGAUGAGCAUUGAUGACCUGGAGGACCAGCUCCUCUGUCCCAUCUGCUUGGAGGUCUUCAAGGAGCCCCUGAUGCUGCAGUGUGGGCAUUCGUACUGCAAGUCCUGUGUGGUGUCACUCUCUGAAGAGCUGGACAGGCAGUUCUUGUGCCCCGUGUGCCGCCAAACGGUGGACUGCAGCGCCUCGCCACCCAACGUCACACUGGCCCGUGUCAUCGAGGCACUGCAGAGCCGAGGCGAGGCAGAGACCACCCCAGAGUCCUGCCCAAUGCACCAAAACCCCCUCAGCCUCUUCUGUGAGGCCGACCAAGAGGUGAUCUGCGGGUUGUGUGGCACCAUCGGCAACCACCGCCAGCAUAAGAUCACCCCCAUCUCUACGGCAUAUUGCCGGAUGAAGGAGGAGCUGUCUGUGCUGCUGACUGAUGUCCACCACUACAAGAGGAACCUGGAUGAACACUUCAACAAGCUCAUCAACAACAAAAGCCGUAUUGCAAAUGAAGCAGAUGUCUUCAAGUGGGUGAUCCGGAAGGAGUUCCAGGAGCUGCACAGGUACAUCGACGAGGAGAAGGCCACCUUCCUGGAGAGUAUCGAGGGGAAGGCAGCCCAGCUUAUCACCUCCAUUGAGUCCCAGGUCAAGCAGACAUCAGAUGCCCUGCAGAGGCUUAAGGAGAUGCAGAGCUCUCUGGAGGCGUUCAGCAACGAAAGUCAGCUUGAUUUUGUCCGGAAAUACGGCUCCUCCCAGUUCAGGUCAGAGCUCCCCAGCUUGCACUCCAGCGAUGGCAUCUUCAGCCCAGUGUCCUUUAAGCCAUGCUUCCACCAAGAUGACAUCAAGAUGACUGUGUGGAAGCGCCUGCACCGCCGUGUCCUGCCAGCUCCGGAGACGCUGAAGCUGGAUCCUGUGACAGCGCAUCCCCUCCUGGAGCUCUUCAAGGGUGACACGGUGGUGCAGUGUGGGCUCUACCAGCGCCGGGACAGCAACCCCAAGCGUUUUGACUCCAGCAACUGCAUCCUCACCUGCAAGGGCUUCUCCUGUGGCCAGCACUACUGGGAGGUGAUCGUGGGCACCAGGAACCACUGGCGCGUGGGCAUCAUCAAGGGCACAGUCAGCCGCAAAGGGAAGCUCAGCAAAUCUCCUGAGAAUGGCGUGUGGCUCAUUGGCUUGAAGGAAGGGAAGGUCUACGAGGCCUUCAGUACCCCGCGGGUCACCCUGCCGCUGGCGACCCGGCCCCAGCGCAUCGGCAUCUACCUGCACUACGAGAAGGGAGAGUUGACCUUCUACAAUGCUGACAACCCUGAUGAGCUCAGCCCCAUCUACACCUUCCAGGCGGAGUUCCAGGGCCAGCUCUACCCCAUCAUGGACCUGUGCUGGCCCGAGCGAGGGCCCUACUCACCCCCCAUCAUCCUACCGGCACCCGCCACCAGCCGGCACCCUAGGGCACCGACCAGCUGUGCUUCCGAAGAGCCCACGAAGCUGUAGCUCAGCCAGUGGGGCAAGGCUGUGGCCAGGGAGGGCUGUGGCCAAAAGCUGAGUCCUGCUGUGUGCAGGGUUGUCCUGCAGUGGAAGUCGUGGUACCGCAGAGGAAGGUGCAGCAGCACAGGAGGCUCCUUCCCCUCUCCUUUAAGAGCAUAAAACGUUAGCCUUAACCUUGGAAUCCCCAUCCCCACCCUGUGAGGCUGACCCAAAACCCACCCUGUGAAGAUCUCCCUAUGGAAAGGAGCUGAAACGCUUGAGCCGUGAGCAUCCAGGGCUCUUUGUUGGCAUCUUUGUUCUGAAUAAACAGAGUUUGUGUUGGGCGAGCUGGCUGACACCAGUAUAGUCUCUGCGGAGCCACCUGCAGCCGCAGGGCUGCGGGAUGUGGGGCUGACAAGGCACAGGGUUGCAGAGAGGGCUGGGUGGCAGGGGCCAGUGCCAAGCAGGAGGAUGCCAGCCUGCCCAGGCAGUGAUUCCAGCUGCACAGGGACGGUCACUGGGAGGCCUGGGCAUGAGGAGCCAGGCGGGACACCAGGCCUGGGCUGCCCAGGGCAGUGGGGCCGGGCACUCGCAUACAGAGGGGAACAGGAUCCCACUGUCCUGGCAGCUCCCAGUGGUGCACGGCGCGUUGUCUGCCCUUCUGAGCGCAGAAAGCCACCAGGACCCCUUCUGGGCUUGGCACCAAGAUCUGCAGCCAGGCUGUGCUGACUGGAGAGAGGCUGGGACACAAAAUACACCAUUCCCAGGGUAAAUAUUUGUUCCUGCACAUGAGGUGUCCCUGCCAAACUGGUUACAGUACUGGUCCCAGUACUGACCCCUGUGGAACACCAGAUGCCACUGGUCUCCACU